AUGGCUGCAGAAGAUAAGGAUAUCAAGGUUGCUGAAGGAGGCGUUGUUGAAACGGUCACCAAUCGAGUAUCAGGCAAAAACUGGAAACUGAAAAAGACGGCCACUGUACGAGCACAGAAAUCCAAAAGCCUUCGAAACAGUUGGGCAAAGCGAUCGGCCGAGCGAGCAAAGAUGGAUGCUGUGAAGACCUUAGAACGACAACUCAAAGCUGAUAAGCAAGCCGAGAAGGAUCGUAAACGUGAGAUUACUUUGGAACGUAAACGUAUUCAAGAAGAGAAGGAAAGAUACGAGGCAUUGGCAGCUAAGAUGUCGGCUAAGCGUUUGCAGCGUUUGAGAAAGAGAGAAGCACGAAAAAAGGCACGAGUUUAG
Molecule: messenger RNA, 369 nt
Organism: Lichtheimia ornata
Lineage: Eukaryota; Fungi; Mucoromycota; Mucoromycetes; Mucorales; Lichtheimiaceae
Exons: 4
Coding region: 1-369 (122 amino acids)
Source: RefSeq, a predicted model, not a curated record